CGGAGGCUGACGCGACCGGGGCAGGUUUUCCGUCCGAGAAGGGAUUUAGACAGACAACAUCUGCCGAUUCGAAAGUCGAUUUUCUAAACACUGCAUUUGACAGCCCGCGAAAGGACAGAAGGCAGAAGCACUGACAGUUUGAGUUCCAGAGGCCGCUGGGUGUUUUCACAGUGUGAGCGCGCGCGCGCCCACCGACAUUUGAGGUCCCCAUCCCCCAGAAUCGGAGUUGCAUGUAUCUCCUGUCUCUUCUGCCGAUUUUUGCCUUUCGCAUCUCCUGCCUACCACGUCCACACUUUUAGUUUGGCCAGACGACUCCAGUCGACCUUGAAAAGAGUUCCGAGCUGGCGUCUAGAGGCACGCUUCCCCUCGCGAUCACUUCUCGAUCACUGCCUACCCUGUCUCUCUCUUUGUAUCGUUUUUUCCCCAGCGGUGGCGCGUCUCCUUGGCUCUGCCCUCGCUUCCACCGGCUGUCAGAGUCGCCAUCUGCGUUUUCUUUCGACUCGGCAAAACAAGAUGACAAUCGAUGUGAACCUUUUGCGCGCGGAGAAGGGCGGCGACCCCGCGCUGGUGCGAGACAGCGAAGUUCGGCGCGGGCGUUCCGGCGAGGUGGUUGACCAGGCAGUGGCGGUGGACAAGAAAUGGCGAGAGAAUUUGUUUCAGUUGGAGCAGCUGAAGAAGGAGUUGAACGCAGUGAACAAGGAAAUCGGUCAGCGGAAGAAGAAGGACGCCAAAGAUCCGUGCCAAGACCUGCUGGCGAAGAGCGCAGAGCUCAAGCAGCGCCUGCCGACGAUCGAGGCGGCGGCGACGGAGGCGGAGGAAAAGCGCGAGAGUCUGCUCCACAAAAUCGGCAACAUCGUUCACAAAUCUGUGCCUGUUUCCAACGACGAAGUGAACAACCAAGUCGUGAGGACGUGGGGUACCUUCGACCGGAACCUGAAGAUCGACGGGACGCCCGGCCGCAUGCACCACCACCAGAUUCUUGCUCGUCUCGGCGGCGUGGACUUCAAAAAAGGUGUAGAAGCCGCGGGACACAGGGGGUACUUCCUGAAGGGUGCAGGCAUGCUGUUGAACCUCGCUCUCGCGCAGUAUGGCCUGGCGUUCCUCCUCCGCAAGGGAUACACUCCGGUGCAGCCUCCCUUUUUCAUGCGGAAGGAAGUGAUGGCACGUGCAGCGGAGCUGAAGGACUUCGAGGAGACGCUCUACCGGAUCCCGCACAACCAGACAGGAGGUUCUGCGGACAGCAAGGAAGGCGCCGAGAAGAACGGCGAGAAGAAGAACGAGAAGGACGCCGACCGCGACGACUUGUUCCUCAUUGCGACUUCCGAGCAGCCUCUCUGCAGUCUGCACAUGAACGAAACGCUGGAAGAGAAAGAGCUGCCAAUCCGCUACGCUGGGUACAGCUCGUGCUUCCGCAAGGAGGCGGGGUCGCACGGCAAGGACUGCUGGGGCAUUUUCCGGAUUCACCAGUUCGAGAAAGUCGAGCAGUUUUGCAUCACGACUCCUGAGGAGUCCUGGAAGAUGCAUGAAGACAUGAUCGGCAUGGCCGAGGAGUUCUACCAGACGCUGGAACUCCCCUACCGCGUGGUCUCAAUCGUCUCAGGUGCUCUCAACGACGCGGCCGCGAAAAAGUAUGACCUCGAGGCGUGGUUCCCCGGCUACGGAGACUUCAGAGAACUCGUCUCUUGCUCCAACUGCACGGACUACCAGGCGCGAGCGCUCGACAUUCGUCUUGCGCACAAAAGCAGCUCGGCAAAGGGCGCCGACAGAAACGAGAAAGCACACGUCCACAUGCUCAACGGCACGCUUGUCGCCACGCAGCGAUGUCUCUGCUGCAUCUUGGAAAACUAUCAAACCCCUCUGGGUGUGAAAGUCCCCCGCGUCCUCGUCCCCUACAUGGGAGGCGCGGAGUUCCUCCCCUUCGUCGACGCCGGCGAGGAGUCCGUCAAGAAGGAAAGCGCCUAAAAAACGCUGGGGAAGUGUGGAUGAGACAGGCGACAGGGAAAUCGAUCCAUGCGGCGCGUAGGUGGUUGUGGGAACAACGCGGUCCUUGGCGGAAAAGAUGCGUGGAGUAGAGGGGGCAACAGGUGCAAGCAGGCGUGAGGGCAAGGAAGCAACCAUGAAGUUGAGAAAACGACGCGGGGGAAUCGCAUUUAGAUGAACCCCUCGUGGAGAGCGGUGCUGUAGAGCCAAGGGCGGCCGCAUUCCGGUCGAAGCGCGCUUGGAUGCUGUAGUAGUAGUAGAAACAAACGCCCAAGACCGACACUGGCUGUAGAGUCGACGGAAGAAAAUGUAGCGCUGCAAAAAGGGACAUGUAGUUUCGCUUACUCUCUGGCGUCCUCCGGUCGAAGGAAAAAGAAACAGGCCUUUUUAGUGUAGAAGGGACGAGCCCUGUCGCAUCGUUUACCGCGGCGUCGACCAGAGUGUAUGUGAACAGCCGAGCUGCCCCCGUACACGAAGAGCUCAAGGGGCUGUUUUUGCUUUUUGUCCAAUUGUGACUGUCCGUCGCACUGACCGUGAGUUCUCUUUCAUCUUUUGUCUUCUGGGCAGACCAGGUUUUUCUUCGAAACUCAUGCGCUACAGUCUGAGAGGUCUUAACUGUUUUGUGUCAAACGCGUGGCCGACUCUGUCUCGUAACCACUAGCCUUUCUUCACUUGUGAGGCAAAGUCACCGUGUAUCCACUGAUUUGUAGGUCAUUUGGUUUUCGCUAGCUGCUGCACUGUGUGAAGAGACAGGCAAACAACCCGACGACGCCUUUUUGUCGGAUCGAAUUGGAAAAAACCACUUUCUAGGGUUGAAAGUCCUCG
Messenger RNA from Toxoplasma gondii ME49, 2805 nucleotides. Its product is annotated as seryl-tRNA synthetase, cytoplasmic, putative. Gene Ontology annotation, cellular component: cytosol. The transcript has a single exon. Bases 514 to 1962 code for a protein of 482 amino acids. Gene Ontology annotation, molecular function: ATP binding; tRNA binding; serine-tRNA ligase activity. Lineage: Eukaryota; Apicomplexa; Conoidasida; Eucoccidiorida; Sarcocystidae. Gene Ontology annotation, biological process: seryl-tRNA aminoacylation. The record is from RefSeq and is a predicted model, not a curated record.